Molecule: messenger RNA, 3561 nt
Organism: Poecilia latipinna (sailfin molly)
Lineage: Eukaryota; Metazoa; Chordata; Actinopteri; Cyprinodontiformes; Poeciliidae
Gene: tmem184a
Product: transmembrane protein 184a
Exons: 9
Coding region: 1211-2434 (407 amino acids)
Source: RefSeq, a predicted model, not a curated record
GUCAAGUAGUCCCAAUAAAUUCAGUUAAAUUCAGAACUGAAUUGAAAUAAGGCUCACCAUGCAAACAGUGACAAUAUAAUUUUUUUGCAAGUAAAUGAUAGCAAAGAUUAAUGUUGCAAGUUUAUACAUAAAGCCAAUGCGAACCAAUUUAUUGAUCUAAUUAAAGCUGUAUAUUUUUGGCAGCUUCAGGUAAGCAACAGAUUAUCUGGCAGUAAUUUUUAAACUCAACUUGUUUCUUCUGCCUGGAAGCAGUUUUAUUAUUUUUGAGUGGCCCAAACAGUCCUGACUUGAAGCUGUAGAGGGAAUACUUACAAAAGGUGGUGUAUGUAUGGUAGGAUAGGGGGAAGUAAUUUCAGUUCUAUUGUUUUAACUGUAUAUUCACUGGACCUGCACAUACACGCAUACAGAAAAUAACAGAACAGUUUGUGUACAAACAACCCGCUUUAACAUAAACUUUAAGUGUGUCAUGGAUAUUUCGUUUAAACCAUCCUUGUUCUAAGUUUAAUGAGAUGUUUAGAGAAGGCAGAAAUACUCAAGUAAGAGAUUAACACUAAUAAUAUUAAUAUAUGGUCCAGUGAAACUACCACAUAUAAGUAUUUUCCUUAUAAAGUAUAUAUAGUGACUGUAACUGAGUAAUGCUAAGUAGUUCCACCCCAGCUCAAAUAUGUUCUCAUUCAUGUUAACCGGAAAUGCUGGUAAUGUAUAAAAUGUAAAGAUAAAACGGCUUCGCACCUGACACGCCAAUAAGGCUAAUAAAACUGAUUGCACGUUGUUAGUCAACGUGAUGACGACAUCCGUUUAGUCGAGACCACGUGAUUCCUUUACCUGUGCCCAGCCUAUUUACUUCUUCUGCUGAGUCGAAACGCUGCGCACACACAGAUUUAAGUUUUUAAGUGUUUCUUAGAAAGCUUUUAGAUGUUUAUCUUGGUGUGCUGAACAGCACUCUGUUGUAGUUCCUUCUUUGUUGUAACCUUUGCUUAAGUUUUUCAUCUCCUUCUGUGUGGACUUCGACCUCCGCUACUGAGGCACCUGUUAAAAACAAGGAAGUCUAUUCCUGCUCAACGCGUCUCGUAUAUGAAAUUAAAACGGGUUUUGUAGAUGCUCACGGCUGACAAACGGGUGUUUUGUGCUCUAUGCUGAUCCUUUAACCCUGACCCGGGACGAUCACUGCCAUCUAAACAGGAUAAAGCUGCUUUCCACUCGGAACAAGAUGAACGGCUCUUUGGACAUGGAUUCAUCGUCCGAAAAUAAUUCGAUUGUUCACCUGGAUGAGCCAAUCCUUCCGGAAAACAUAACCAUCAUUCGGACAAGGAACGGGUCACUCACGGAUCAGAUGUUUCUGAACACAGUGACUGCUCAGGCCCUGUCUGGGAUAUUUGUCUGGUCCGCCUUGCUCAUAACAUGCCACCAGAUCUACACACACCUCCGGUCCUACACUGUCCCCAAUGAGCAGCGCUACAUCAUCCGCAUACUGUUCAUUGUGCCAGUUUAUGCCUUUGACUCCUGGCUCAGCCUCCUAUUCAUCAGCAACAACCAGUACUAUGUUUAUUUCGAUUCCGUUCGAGACUGUUAUGAAGCUUUUGUUAUUUACAAUUUCCUGAGCCUGUCCUUCGAGUAUCUUGGAGGAGAGAGUGCAAUCAUGUCUGAGAUUAGAGGGAAGCCUAUACAGUCAAGUUGUUUAUAUGGGACGUGUUGUCUGGUUGGAAUGAGCUACUCCAUCGGCUUCUUAAGAUUCUGCAAACAGGCGACUCUCCAGUUCUGUGCUGUCAAACCCAUCAUGGCGGCCAUCACCAUCAUCCUACAGGCCUUCGGCAAAUAUCACGACGGAGAUUUUAAUGUUAAUGGAGGCUACCUGUACAUCACAAUCAUCUACAACUUCUCUGUGAGCCUGGCCCUCUACGCACUCUUCCUUUUCUACUUUGCCACAAGUGACCUGCUCAGACCGUAUGAACCAGUGCUCAAAUUCCUCACAAUAAAGUCUGUCAUAUUUUUAUCCUUCUGGCAAGGAAUGGUCCUUGCUAUCCUGGAGCGGUGUGGGGUCAUUCCCAACGCACUUUUCAUCGACGGACAUAAUGUGGGUGCUGGAACCGUUGCAGCCGGCUGGCAGAACUUCAUCAUCUGCAUCGAAAUGUUCUUUGCGGCCAUUGCGCUCCGAUAUGCCUUCACCUGCACCGUCUACCAGGAGAAGAAAAACGAUGUGCCAGAGAAUCUUCCCCCAAUGCAGAGCAUCUCCAGCGGCUUGAAGGAAACCAUAAACCCAGGCGACAUGGUUCAGGACGCCAUCCACAACUUCUCGCCAGCCUAUCAACAGUACACUCAGCAAUCCACACAGGAGGUCAGCCAGCCCAGCACUAAUGGAAAAGUGGCCACGGGCAACAAGAGCUCUCGCAAGUCUGACAAAAUCAUGCUGAUUACAUCAGAUGAUGAGUUCUAGGCAUUUUUCCAGCAAGAGACCCAGGUGUUGGUGCCCUUUCCACCUUUACCUCUGACCCCCUGGGGGGGAAAAAAAAAAAAAAAAAAAAGCUGUGUUACAUUACUCACAGAGCUGGGCUGAACACAGGCGGUUCAUUUUCGCAAGUACUUAGACAGGACUACCUGCUUCUGUAAUGAUGAUUUUAAUCAGAGGAUGUGCAUGAAAUUUUGAGUUUUAAAUUUCGCCGCUGAAUGUACCGACAACUUAUCCGUCUCCAUCUCGCUGCGAUAAUCUAGAAAAUGACAUGUCAUCUUCACUUCAUCACACGAUUCAGGAGCCACGCGCUUCCCUUAAAUCAAGCUGCCGGAUUUUCAGCUGCGUCCCCCCCCCCCCGACACCGACUCCGUCCGCGCCAUCUCGCCACGGCAGCCUCUCUGGCUGUCUGAAGUGCGUUCCAUCUGAAUCAUGUCAGUUUCAAAGAGCGGAUGAUUAAUAUGUGACUCCAGGUGGGAGGCAGGGGAAGCCGGCAAUGGCUGAGAAUGGCACUUCAUGGACCGUUACUCACAUCUGCUUGUUUGAAGUAUUUGCUGAGCAUUCCUCGGCAUGGUUUCCUGACGAAUGAAAGGCUUUUGUUCAAAGACGUAUUAGUUUUGGAGCAGGCAAUUCAAACUGCACUUCACUAUCCUUUGUAUCCACCAUAGCAGGCAUAAAUUAGAUAAACCCGUUGUCUACAAAGAGGGAAGUUGGAUCAUCUCAUUAAUUUUCUCAGCAUGCUAAAGAGUAGCCCAAAUAGACAGCCAUGUAAUACAGGCUAAGUUUUUUUUUUUUUUUUUCUUAAGGAAUAUUCUCUAUUGUGACUAUUUUUUGUGUAGUUUUUAUGAUUUCAUUUCAAUGCUCAUGUUAUCCCAUCUUGCAAGGGUCAUGAAAUGUGUUCACAAGUUGAUUAGUGUUAAUUGUACUGCUCAGUAUGGUCUGUGUACAAAUAUGUAAUUGUGAACAUUUUUAUUCUAUUUAUUGUGAAAAGUUCGGGCCAUUUCAACUAUUGAACAUUUAUACAUUUUACUUUUUAUUCUCAAUUUUUAUGGUUAAAUCUAUAUGCAAGUAUAGCUUUUCAGGGACCUUUUUGUUAAGUUAUUUUUUUAACUUGU